AUGGAAUAUUUGGUCGACUAUCCUGUGAGACGAAACGUGGGAUUCAUUUUCUCGAAACACCACCAUUUGAUGGGAACUCGCCGCGUUUCUUCUCCAAAUGGCGAUUUUACCUUGUUUUUCACCAUUCAAAGCCCAUUUUCCAAUUUCCAUCCAUGUCGAUUUCAAGAAACAGCUAUGGAUGGUUCGAGAAGAAAGUUCUCCUGCGUUGAACAGUACUACAUGUACAGCAAGGCUCUGUCUGCUGGUGACAAGACCGCCGCAGAACGCAUUAUGUCGGAACGAGAUCCGAAGAAAAUGAAACGUAUUGCAUUUCCAAAAAAUUUCAUGUGGGACUCCAUGAGCACAGCAGUUAUGUCAACUGCGCUCGAAGCGAAGUUUACGCAGGACGCUCGGCUUCGACACAUGCUUUUUUUGACUCAUGGAUCACGUCUUGUCGAGUGUUCACCUUCCGACGUCAUUUGGGGAAUCGGUCUUCCGAUCAACAGCCCGGACGCUGUGAAUCCGUCUAGAUGGCGUGGGAAGAAUCGCCUCGGCAGCCUAAUGGACGCCGUGCGUGAAAAGUUAUGGACAAAUGAUGAAUACAGGUCGCAACGUGAAGAAGUCGAGGCGCAGAUGAAUUUGUUCCCCGGUUAUGCAGAUCUGUAUUUUUCUUCGAAUAUAACCAGAAGUCGUCAUAGCACUGACGGUGCUGUUGAAGCGAAAAGCGACGAAAUUCAUGAGAACGUGCGGCGACGAGGUUCUGGCGAUUCUCUUCGCGCCAAACGACGUGCGCAAGCUGAAGAAGAAUUAAUUGAAGCCGUGUGUGUGGAGAAGCGACGCCGUAGUGAACAUGAAAGUUCUGACACAAAGAAAAUAGAAACCCUAAGUGCGGUAGCUACUAGUCAAGUACACUCAACAGAGUGUAGAAAUGGUUCCUCAUCAAUUCAACCACUACAAAACGUGGCACGACCUAUUUCAACUGAAGGAAAUAACAAUAAUGCUUGCAAAUCAGCGGGACAAAAAAUAAACAAGUCGCAAGCGCUGCUAGACGUUGUGGACCAUUCUAUUCAAGAAAUACUGCUCCCUGGAGAGGGUGCUGCAGCAGUGACAGUGUCCGAAGCAGUCGUGACUACUGACGAUACAAAUACUAACAUACAAGUGGAGGCUGCGGAAAGGCUAAGGAAGAUUCCUGCUACUGAAGACACUGAAGAAGUCAUACGACCAGAGGACUUAGAGUUCAAGAAUGGAAGGGGUGGAUCAGGACGAAAGCGAACUGCGGAGAAAAGGGAGGCAACAGAUGUUCCUAAGGAGAAACGUAGAAAGCGAGGAGACAGUGGCACGUUAAGUCGUUCACGCUCAACGCACAAAAAAACACGAUCGCGGUCGUCACCCAAAAGGUCUCAAAAAGAUAAUGGAGAACGUGUGAGAGGCAGAAAAAGUGGUCAUAAGGAACGCACUCGUAAAGAUGAGAAGAACGAUGAAGAGAAAAAAUCUCAUAGGCGGAGAAGGAGCAGUGAAGAAAAAUCAAGAACAAGAAGCAGGAGCCGAUCAGGAAGGAAGGAUUCCAUCAGAAACGACACCAAACGUAAACAUGGGUCCUCAUCUGAACAUACGAGAGAUGUAAGGAAUGAGGAGAAGAAUAAGACAGUUGAAGAGAAGAAGGACUCAAAACCAGGAAAUUCUGUUCCAACAUCACUUACCACAGCCGUAAGACCUGCAGAAGAGGAGAUGUUUGGUCCACCAACGGUUGCCUUUUCAAAAGCAGAAAAAAUGAACAACCUUCUCAAUCGAAUGAAAAAGAAGCAGUCACUACAAUCGGGACAAAUCAAAUGA
This is a messenger RNA of Necator americanus (New World hookworm), 1812 nucleotides long. RefSeq lists its product as uncharacterized. The transcript has 14 exons. The record is from RefSeq and is a predicted model, not a curated record. The coding region runs from base 1 to 1812 and encodes 603 amino acids. Lineage: Eukaryota; Metazoa; Nematoda; Chromadorea; Rhabditida; Ancylostomatidae.